Messenger RNA from Aspergillus novofumigatus IBT 16806, 1335 nucleotides. RefSeq lists its product as uncharacterized. Lineage: Eukaryota; Fungi; Ascomycota; Eurotiomycetes; Eurotiales; Aspergillaceae. The transcript has 2 exons. Bases 308 to 1078 code for a protein of 256 amino acids. The record is from RefSeq and is a predicted model, not a curated record.
GUAAUUUCCGAUAUACACUGUCAACCACCUAUCUGUCUAUGUUCCUCUUUGCCAGUUAUGAAACUUGCAAAAGGUAACUCACACCCUCUAGUGGUAUGGUGCCUCCGAGGCCACACCUUUACGGGACUUCGUCUGAGGCACCGAUAAUUUAUCAGCAAAGUGCCAAAAGAUGCUUUCCGCCUACUCGUGAAUAUGCUCCGGUUGAUACUCAGAUUGGCAUCUCGAGCUGUCCGCAGCAACCGUCGCCGGACUAUGACUUUCGUAUGGCGUACGGUGUGCCCCCGGAAUUCCGCACAGCCAAGGGGGUAUGCAUUUCUCGCCAGUUGCCUCGCUACAGCGCCCAGGUACGCUGCAUCGUGAUUGGGACCAUCCUGCGCGUCUCCCCGCGGAAUCACUGAGGCAGGAUUACGAAUUAGCCAAGCCUAUGGAGACACCGGAAUGCCUCUUCGAGAGAAAUAGCCGGCGUAAUGCCGAAAAGGUGAAGGCCACUACACGGUACCAGUCUCAGAGACGUCCCUCGAACCGUGACGAGUUUGACGGACCCCAUCAGUUGCUAAAGCCACCAUCCCUGCGCAUCAUUGAGGAGCAGGCCAAAGAGCUUCCUCAUCUUCCUACUAAUCUUGAUGUUUCAGAGCAAGAUCGAAUCUUGAACGCAGUUAAUGACCGCUUGUCCCAGUGUGCAUUUGACUUUGUUGCCAAGUACCAGUUCCCCAUCCCCUUGGAAGCAGACAAGAGAGAGGUGAGAAUUCCCUCGGACCGCGAAUGGACCGAGUGGGUAUAUCUCCUGAAAAGGCUGGCCACCAAGCGCCGCAUACCUGCCCGCGUUCUUUACAAUGGCCAAAUCAAACAACUAGUGACAGUAUUGGAAAAUUCCCUGGAAAUGAGACAUGCUGCCAAACAUCAGUCUAGACCCAUCAAGGAUGAUCGCAAUGUGCUCCAGCUCAUCUCAGCCGGCACUCAGGUUGCCAAAAUGCUCAAAGAUGCCAGUGCCAUGGACUAUCUGGACAAACUUUAUAUUGAUACCGAGAAACGUAUCCAUGAGCGGCGCAGCCGGCGCGUGAAAUUCGCCAGUCCUUGAAUUAGUCCUGGAUUUUGCCAUUUUUCUUAUUUUACGGAUCUCGCCACGAUAUGGCCUAUUUUUCUUCAUCCCAAAGGAGUAUCCGUUGGAAGCCAUGAUGUCCCUCCGGUCCCGUGGAAUCCUCCUUAUUUAAUGCCCGGCGCCCUUGGAGAUGCCCUUCAAUUUCCGUGGAUGGACUCUAUUUCGUACCUUAUUUACCGCGUGGACGGCCUAAAGGAUUUCUCGCUUGAUCCCGAUGGACAAGAUGAAGCUCAGCG